AUGCAGUUACAGGCGAAGAUACACGCGUAUGGGCCGAAGGACACGGAACAACCGCCUCUACAAAACGGUACGCCCGUCAUUCAAGGCACACAAGGCAAUUACGAGCGUCUCGACUCGAGUUUUCAGGUACGGCAUGACAGCUUCUUCAGUAAAGGACGAGUGUUCGCUGUUCUCUUCACCGAAGGCUUGGGUGAGACCACACCAGUGAACCCAUACAAUGUGGACGUGAACAUUACGGAGGUGAGAUUCGGCGGGCGGGUGUACACUACUAUUAGACGUUUCGUGGUUGUCCUCCCACAGAGAGGGAGCUGCUACGCUUGCCCUAUCUCCACGUACGGCAAUCGUGCAUGCGAGAAACAAGGUGUCGAUCAACAAGCUCAUGGGGUCAUCUAUACCUCACAGAAUCCAGCACCUUUGAGGCCUCGCGAAACGAAUAUCGUUAAGGGUGCGAUCAAGCUUAUUCCCUCGGACCCGAGGAUAUGGCUGUCGCCAGAUUCCCGGAUCAACUACGCGCUGUGCCACCCCAUUCAAUACAACGUCAAAGUCAAAGACCUGGGAAUGAUCCACCCGGAUCACGUCCGAUACGCGGUUAAUUACUGGAACAUGGAAAUGCAACGGGGCCAACAAUAG
Coniosporium apollinis CBS 100218 is the source of this 630-nucleotide messenger RNA. RefSeq lists its product as uncharacterized. The transcript is spliced from 5 exons. Lineage: Eukaryota; Fungi; Ascomycota; Dothideomycetes. The record is from RefSeq and is a predicted model, not a curated record. The coding region runs from base 1 to 630 and encodes 209 amino acids.